AUGGAUCAGACAGAGGUUCUGAAUAAUUUUCUCUCGUCUAUUGGCGAGGAGGUGGAAGAUGCUGAAGAGGAAUCCUUCCUCCUAUUCUCAAGAGACAUCCCCUCCGCGAACCUAGGCUUCGUCGACUCCCGCGCAACAACCGUCGACGUGACCAUCCACGGUCAAGACUACUCGAUCAGCCAGUCUCCCACCCUCCUCUCCUCAUCUCGAGCAGGAGGAACAACAGGCGCAGUGCUGUGGAAAAUCACCCCUGCCUUCGCAGAAUGGAUAUCAGACGCUCAAUCAAACCCUCUCUGGAAACACUCUCUCCUGGCCUCCUCCUCGACAGUCGUUGAGCUCGGCUGCGGCAUCUCAGGCCUGAUAGCGCUCGCUCUUGGCCCGUCAAUACGGCACUACGUCGCAACAGACCAGGAAUACGUCCACCGACUUCUCCGCGAGAACCUCGAAAAUAACAAGUCCGCUGCAGCAUCAACCACCGCAAAGCCCCAGCCCAAGGGGAAGAGCAAGAAGCGGGCGACGGGACAGCAGAAACCGCUGCGCAAGCAAGACGGGCCAGGGUCGUCCAAUAUCACCUUUGCCGCGCUGGAUUGGGAACUGGAUGUUCCGGCGUCGUUGAAGGAUAGUAUCGGGCUCUCUGGGAACGAUGACCAUGACGGCGAGGAAGGAGACGAUAAAGGGUUCGACCUCCUCUUAUCGUGCGAUUGUAUCUACAAUGAGGCGCUUGUUGCCCCGUUUGUGCGCACGUGCGCGGAUUUCUGUCGAUUGAGGCCGGUUCACACGGCCGGGCAAAGGGCGAGCCGGCCCCCGACGAUCUGCAUUAUUGCGCAGCAGCAGCGGUCUCCGGAUGUCUUCGAGGCGUGGCUGCAGGAGACCCUGAGUGUGUUUCGCGUGUGGCGGCUGAGUGAUGAGGCGCUGGGUGAAGGCCUCAGAUCGGGGACAGGCUAUGUUGUGCAUCUUUUACUGUUGAGAGAUGCUACGUAG
Aspergillus pseudoviridinutans is the source of this 981-nucleotide messenger RNA. RefSeq names its product S-adenosylmethionine-dependent methyltransferase. The transcript has 3 exons. Lineage: Eukaryota; Fungi; Ascomycota; Eurotiomycetes; Eurotiales; Aspergillaceae. Bases 1 to 981 code for a protein of 326 amino acids. The record is from RefSeq and is a predicted model, not a curated record.